This is a messenger RNA of Cydia amplana, 586 nucleotides long. RefSeq lists its product as uncharacterized. The record is from RefSeq and is a predicted model, not a curated record. The transcript has 4 exons. Bases 46 to 522 code for a protein of 158 amino acids. NCBI's taxonomy places the organism in Eukaryota, Metazoa, Arthropoda, Insecta, Lepidoptera, Tortricidae.
GAUGAUUUAGAUAUUUAUUUACAUGAUAAGCCGUUAUUAAGAGAAAUGGAUACUACAAAGAGGCAUGCCACCGCUGCCCAAGUGACAGCACUGAUGGACUACAUGCAAGAACAUUCAGAAGUGGCCAAGGGCAUGAGUUCAGGGCUUGAGCGAGAAGACAUAGAGGCUCAGUGGCGAGACCUCACUUCGAUGCUGAACUCUAUGGGCGGCGCUGUUAAAUCUACGGAAAAAUGGAAACAGACCUGGAGAGACCUGAAAUCAAACACAAAGAAGCGGGCCCUGAAGCAGCAGCAUUCUUUGUGUGAUACUAGUGUAGGACCUAGUUCAGAUAACUUACAUGCUGAUGGUCAGAACAGUGAUGGUGAUUACAUGCCUCCGAAGAAAAGAUUUGCUUCAUUUGAUGAAGAAAUUCUGAGGAUAGAAAGAGAUAAGUUGGAAGUGGAAAGGGAAUAUAAAGUCCAGAAGAUAGAAGUCCUUUCAAGGAUAGCCAGUGCGUUAGAAGAAUUAGCCAGAAAGAAAUGAGUCCAACCAGCUGCAGCAUGAUUUGGAAAAUGUUAGUAUUGUAACACACAAUAUUAGUUGUGAA